CCCCAUUGAUGAGAAGUGGCUGCUGAGCAGGGCUUCUUUCUUAGCACUUUCAGCCAUGGGGCUGAGCUGUAGGUAUUUUGUGGGCUUAGUGCUGCUCUGGUCCCUAAGGAUAGCCCUUGGGCAGGGGGACUUCCACAGGGUCAGCUUCUCUGUCUUGCAACAUGAGUAUGAUUGUGGAGACUAUGGGAUGCAGCUGCUGGUCUUUCCCAGCCAGGGCCGCACCGUCCGCUUCAAAGUUGUGGAUGAGUUUGGGACACCCUUUGAAGUUACCAACUGCUCCAUUUGUCUCCAUUGGGUCACAUCUGGUGAGCAAGGAGUGAUGAUCUUCUCGGCUGGCUACAAUGGCUGCCAUGUCCAUAAGAAGGAUGGGCGUAACCAGCUGCAGGUCCGAGUGGAGGAACUGCUGAGCACCAGGGCCAUUGCUGCCACCUAUGAUGUGAACAUGACCUGCCCCAAGCCCACUGAACGUGACUUCUCCCCAGAGGAGACCAUGCGCUACAUGCCGCAGCCGGGCCUGGUGCGCCCGGUGCCCCAGCCGCAGCCGGGCCUGGUGCGCCCGGUGCCCCAGCCGCAGCCGGGCCUGGUGCGCCCGGUGCCCCAGCCGCAGCCGGGCCUGGUGCGCCCGGUGCCCCAGCCGCAGCCGGGCCUGGUGCGCCCGGUGCCCCAGCCGCAGCCGGGCCUGGUGCGCCCGGUGCCCCAGCCGCAGCCGGGCCUGGUGCGCCCGGUGCCCCACAUCUCUCCUCCACCAAGCAACAUAGGUGCCCAUCUCACAGAGGAGCAGUGCCGUGUGGUGGCUGGGAAGAUUCCCUGUGCAGAUGCCCCAGGCCAAGCUGCUUGCUUCCAGGCUGGCUGCUGUUAUGAUGAGACUGACCUCACUACCCCCUGCUACUAUGGCAACACAGUCACUGUUCAGUGCCUCCUGGACGGUCACUUUGUUCUGGUGGUCUCCAGGGACGUGUCUGAUCACCCCAUCAUCCUGGAGAGUGUCCGGCUAGCCUAUGCCCAGGCAGGGUGUGACCCCAUCAGGAUGACUGAGGCUUUUGUGAUCUUCCGCUUCCCCCUCAUGCAGUGCGGCACCACAGUCCAGGUGAUCCAUGACAAACUGAUCUAUGAGAACCAGCUGAUCUCUGGCAUCGACAUCCGGACUGGGCCAGACGGCUCCAUCACCCGGGACAGCACCUUCAUCCUCCAUGCUCGCUGCAUCUACAAUGCCAGUGACUUUCUGCCAGUCCAGGUCGAGGUCUUCUUGCCCCCCACACCUGCUCCAGUCACCCAGGCAGGACCCCUCCGGCUUGAGCUGCGCAUCGCCACAGACCUGAGCUACAGAUCCUAUCUCGCGGAGAGAGACUACCCUGUGGUGAAGGUGCUCAGGGACCCUGUCUACAUGGAGGUUCGCAUCCUGCAGAGAACAGACCCAUCCCUGGUUCUCGUUCUGCACCAGUGCUGGGCCACCCCAAGCGCUAACCCCCUGCAGCAGCCGCAGUGGCCCAUCCUGGUGGACGGGUGCCCGUUCCUGGGAGACAACUACAGAACCCAGCUUGUGCCCGUGGGCCCUGCCUCAUCAGAGCUGCCCUUCCCGACUCACCACCAGCGCUUCGUCCUCUCCACCUUUGCCUUUGUGGACUCCGCUUCCCCAGUGGUGCUUGUCGGAGAGGUGUACAUUUACUGUAGCGCCUCUGCUUGCUACCCCUCCCGGCUGGAGCCCUGCAGGACCAUGUGCCCAUCAGGAGCUGCCACAAGAGGCCGCCGGUUUCUGGAUAUUGACAAUGGGACAGGAGAGCCCCAGGACCUGGUGAGUUCUCAUGGCCCUGUGAUCUUCCAGGAGAGCCCAGAGCCGUGGAGAGAACACGUCUAUGAGAACAAGGACCCUGUCUCGAGACUGGACCUGACCCUGAUGCUUCUGGCCAUGCUCUCACUGGUGGCUGUGGUUUCUCUCGUUACUGUGACACUACUCUGUAGGAGAAGCAACUGGAUGGCAAGGUCCCAAAUCUUCCAAGUGCUGCUCUGGUCCCUAAGGAUAGCCCUUGGGCAGGGGGACUUCCACAGGGUCAGCUUCUCUGUCUUGCAACAUGAGUAUGAUUGUGGAGACUAUGGGAUGCAGCUGCUGGUCUUUCCCAGCCAGGGCCGCACCGUCCGCUUCAAAGUUGUGGAUGAGUUUGGGACACCCUUUGAAGUUACCAACUGCUCCAUUGUCUCCAUUGGGUCACAUCUGGCCGGGCCUGGUGCGCCCGGUGCCCCAGCCGCAGCCGGGCUGGUGCGCCCGGUGCCCCAGCCGCAGCCGGGCCUGGUGCGCCCGGUGCCCCACAUCUCUCCUCCACCAAGCAACAUAGGUGCCCAUCUCACAGAGGAGCAGUGCCGUGUGGUGGCUGGGAAGAUUCCCUGUGCAGAUGCCCCAGGCCAAGCUGCUUGCUUCCAGGCUGGCUGCUGUUAUGAUGAGACGGACCUCACUACCCCCUGCUACUAUGGCAACACAGUCACUGUUCAGUGCCUCCUGGACGGUCACUUUGUUCUGGUGGUCUCCAGGGACGUGUCUGAUCACCCCAUCAUCCUGGAGAGUGUCCGGCUAGCCUAUGCCCAGGCAGGGUGUGACCCCAUCAGGAUGACUGAGGCUUUUGUGAUCUUCCGCUUCCCCCUCAUGCAGUGCGGCACCACAGUCCAGGUGAUCCAUGACAAACUGAUCUAUGAGAACCAGCUGAUCUCUGGCAUCGACAUCCGGACUGGGCCAGACGGCUCCAUCACCCGGGACAGCACCUUCAUCCUCCAUGCUCGCUGCAUCUACAAUGCCAGUGACUUUCUGCCAGUCCAGGUCGAGGUCUUCUUGCCCCCCACACCUGCUCCAGUCACCCAGGCAGGACCCCUCCGGCUUGAGCUGCGCAUCGCCACAGACCUGAGCUACAGAUCCUAUCUCGCGGAGAGAGACUACCCUGUGGUGAAGGUGCUCAGGGACCCUGUCUACAUGGAGGUUCGCAUCCUGCAGAGAACAGACCCAUCCCUGGUUCUCGUUCUGCACCAGUGCUGGGCCACCCCAAGCGCUAACCCCCUGCAGCAGCCGCAGUGGCCCAUCCUGGUGGACGGGUGCCCGUUCCUGGGAGACAACUACAGAACCCAGCUUGUGCCCGUGGGCCCUGCCUCAUCAGAGCUGCCCUUCCCGACUCACCACCAGCGCUUCGUCCUCUCCACCUUUGCCUUUGUGGACUCCGCUUCCCCAGUGGUGCUUGUCGGAGAGGUGUACAUUUACUGUAGCGCCUCUGCUUGCUACCCCUCCCGGCUGGAGCCCUGCAGGACCAUGUGCCCAUCAGGAGCUGCCACAAGAGGCCGCCGGUUUCUGGAUAUUGACAAUGGGACAGGAGAGCCCCAGGACCUGGUGAGUUCUCAUGGCCCUGUGAUCUUCCAGGAGAGCCCAGAGCUGUGGAGAGAACACGUCUAUGAGAACAAGGACCCUGUCUCGAGACUGGACCUGACCCUGAUGCUUCUGGCCAUGCUCUCACUGGUGGCUGUGGUUUCUCUCGUUACUGUGACACUACUCUGUAGGAGAAGCAACUGGAUGGCAAGGUCCCAAAUCUUCCAAGGCAAAUGACUGUGAAAUGGGGGGGGGGGGGCAGAAAUAAAGUCUCUGGACUGC
Messenger RNA from Dermochelys coriacea (leatherback sea turtle), 3622 nucleotides. RefSeq names its product zona pellucida sperm-binding protein 1-like. The coding region runs from base 56 to 3577 and encodes 1173 amino acids. Gene Ontology annotation, biological process: binding of sperm to zona pellucida; prevention of polyspermy. Gene Ontology annotation, cellular component: egg coat. NCBI's taxonomy places the organism in Eukaryota, Metazoa, Chordata, Testudines, Dermochelyidae. The record is from RefSeq and is a predicted model, not a curated record. The transcript has 24 exons. Gene Ontology annotation, molecular function: structural constituent of egg coat; acrosin binding.